This is a messenger RNA of Budorcas taxicolor (takin), 1029 nucleotides long. Its product is annotated as olfactory receptor 52B4-like. NCBI's taxonomy places the organism in Eukaryota, Metazoa, Chordata, Mammalia, Artiodactyla, Bovidae. Gene Ontology annotation, biological process: G protein-coupled receptor signaling pathway. Gene Ontology annotation, cellular component: membrane. Gene Ontology annotation, molecular function: olfactory receptor activity; G protein-coupled receptor activity. The transcript has 3 exons. The record is from RefSeq and is a predicted model, not a curated record.
AUGCAGAUGGACGUGGGAGUCAACUGCAGUCAUAGUCAGAGAGGGCAUGGAAAGGUCACGAGAUUCUGGAAGAACUUCCCAAGAACUUCCCACACUGGUGCUAGCCACACGGUCUUCUGCUUGCUGGGCAUCCCUGGCCUUGAAGACCACUACAUGUGGAUUUCCAUCCCCUUUGUUAUUUCCUAUGCCGCUGCCUUGCUUGGGAACAGCCUGCUCCUCUUCAAUAUCCUCACCAAGCGCAGCCUCCAUGAACCCACGGACCCCUUCCUCUGCAUGCUGUCCGGAGCAGACCUUGUCCUCUCCAAGUGCAUAGUGCCUCAGGCCUUGGCGAUCCUCUGGUUCCAUGCUGGAGAGCUCUCCCUGGAUCGCUGCAUUUCUCAGGUAUUCUUCCUGUCUUCCACUUUCAUUUACGAGUCUGGGAUCUUGCUGGUGAUGGCAUUUGACUGCUACACUGCCAUAUGCUACCUGCUGUGAUACACCACUCUUCUGACACAUACACUGAUAGGGAAAAUUCAUAUAUCCAUCUUCCUAAGAAGUUAUUGUACAGUUUUUCCUGUAAUAUUUCUUCUGAAAAGACUGACUUUUUAUAAGAGUAACAUCCUCCCAAACACUGCUUGUAAACACGUUGUCCUGGCAAAAAUUUCCUGCAAUGAUAUCCAACGAAACGCUGGAAAAGGAAGUUUUGUCCUAAUGUUGACCUUGGUCUUAGAUGUUGUGCUAAUCUUUGUUUCAUACACGCCUGUUCUCCAUGCUGUCUUCCACAUCCCUUCCCAAGAUGCUCCUCACAAAACUCUCAACACAUGUGGCUCCCACAUCUGUGUCAUCAUCCUCUUUCAUGGACCUGGGAUCUUCUCAGUUCUCACUCAGUGGUUCGGAUACCACAUUCCACUCCAUAUUUACAUUCUUCUGGCCAAUGUCUAUAUUCUCAUUCCACCUACAUUAAAUCCCACGGUUUAUGGCAUUAAGACCAAGCAGAUUCAGGACCUGGUAGUUCAAUUGCUGUUUCCAAAGCAGAUACGACUGUCAUAA